Dunckerocampus dactyliophorus (ringed pipefish) is the source of this 3318-nucleotide messenger RNA. It is a transcript of the gene spryd7b, whose product is annotated as SPRY domain containing 7b. The record is from RefSeq and is a predicted model, not a curated record. Gene Ontology annotation, molecular function: protein binding. The coding region runs from base 60 to 650 and encodes 196 amino acids. NCBI's taxonomy places the organism in Eukaryota, Metazoa, Chordata, Actinopteri, Syngnathiformes, Syngnathidae. The transcript is spliced from 5 exons.
UGGGCCGUCAACUGUUUCCGGAAUUUGCGCCGCUCUGGUAGCGAUUGGGGCAAACAGUAAUGGCUGCCAUGUUUACGUGUUGUCUAAACUGCUGCGGAGAUGGAGGCUCGGGACAUAUCCAACUUAAAGAGAUGCCCACGGUUCAGCUAGAUACUCAUCACAUGGGCACAGAUGUUGUCAUAGUGAAGAGUGGACGGAGGAUAUGUGGCACUGGAGCGUGCCUAGCGAACGCUCCCUUGCACCAGAACAAAAGUUUUUUUGAGUUCAAGAUUCAGUCCACUGGGGUGUGGGGAAUCGGUGUGGCCACGCAGAAGGUCAACCUUAACCAAGUGCCUUUAGGCAGAGAUUCCAACAGCCUGGUCCUGAGGCAUGACGGCUCUAUUUUCUACAACAACGAAGAGAAGAACCGCCUCCCAGCGAACAAUCUCCCUCAAGAGGGUGACAUUGUGGGUGUCACAUAUGACCACGUAGAAAUGAACUUGUACUUGAAUGGAAAGAACAUGCAUUGUCCCGCGUCAGGGAUCCGAGGCACUGUAUACCCUGUUGUUUAUGUGGACGACAGCGCCAUCUUAGACUGCCAGUUUAGUGACUUCUACCAAACACCUCCACAAGGAUUUGAGAAGAUCCUCUUUGAACAGCAAAUCUUCUAAACAAAAGGCCUUUUUUGUCGUCACUCAUCCAUACUGACGAUAUCUCCCCAUCGCUCCGGAUUGACGUAAAAGGAGUAGCAUUGAAGGAGUUAAUGUUGAUUCAUGAUUGUUGUCCUCAUGUAUGAGUCUGAGGUGAUCAAAAUUUAGGGAUGGGCAUUUGACUAAAUUUUCUUGAUCGACUACAAGGGAAAAUUAGCAAUGAAUUAUUCGAUUAAAGUAUUGUUUUUAAAGAGAUGGGAUUAUCUAUCUCUAAAUGUUCUGGACUCCUGUUUUUAUGCCAGCAUGUUAUUGAAUAGAAUAAUGCUGCCAUCUGCGUGGAUGUAGCUCAACUUCCCAAUGGUAAUGCUAGUCUUCUUAAGCAGCACCUUCUUUAGGCAGCAAAUUAGCUGAGGCAGACUCAACAGCCCCUUUGCUGGUUGCAGCUGAGUAGUGCACUCCAUUUUGACUCAAUUGCUUCAAUAAACAAUUCAUUUAUACACAAUGGACAGUAGUCGAGCGCUCGAUUAAUCCACCAAAUGAUUAUUAUGCCCAUCCCUACUUUGAGUAGCCAUCCACGGGGGACUGUGUCGACUGCUGCUCUGGAAUAAGCAAUGAUUUACACAAGUUGCGCACAUGCCCAUAUACUGUAUGUACUGUACAUGUAAUUCUAUUUAUUUGAUUCACAGGUAAACUGUCAAUGCUGAAACAUCCCCCUCGCUUGUCUUCAAAUAUGUCAUUCAAAUUGGCAAUAGGGGAAUAGGGAUCACGUUCAUGCUUCUGUUUUUUGUCACUUUAUGGUUGGAAUUGACACAAAAUAUCUUAAACAGCUGACACUAGGCCUGUCACGAUAACACAUUUUGCUGGAUUGUCCUACAAAUUAUUGCACAUGAACGACAUUAUUGCCAACAUUAUUAUUUUGAGACCUUUUUUUUCAUAAAUGUAAUGAUAAUGUAUGGCAUAAUAAUGCGAUUACACCAUAUCAAAAGCGAUUAACUUUAAUUAAAGUAUGUAACAUUGUAAUUGGAAUGUCCAUCCAUCCAUCCUUUUUCUAUGCCGCUUAUCCUAAUUAGGGUCGCGGGGGUAUGCUGGAGCCUAUCCCAGCUUACUUCGAACUCGAACCCAGGUCUUCCCGAUCUCCUGACUGUGUGGCCAACAUGCUAACCACUCAGCCACCGUGCGGCUCUAAUUGGAAUGUCAAGAGCUUUUAAAUAAAAUUAAACAGCAUAAAGACAAAAACACCCAAAUUAAAAUAAAAGUGUCUCUUUUAGCAAAAAUUGCACUUCAAUAAAAAUCAUAAUCACAAUAUACAAUUUCUGAUUUUGAAUCGGUGGCACUUUUGUUAUUGUCUAAAUACAACGGAAUACUCUGGGAAUACUCUGAAGUUGACAGACGUCGGCUCAUUUGCAUCUACAAUUCUGUGUGGAAUACGCUGUUUACGUUUAAUGAGGUGUAUCGUUUUGUCGGAGUUUGGUACAUAUUUUGGAUCCAGCACAAUGUGUUUGGUGCACAGUGAGGCGUUAUACUUUGGGAAUCACGGCAACUGAAACAUUGCCUUGGUCACAAACGGCGAUGUGCAAAUGGGCUGAAAUUGACAUCAGAUGUGGUUUUAUACACAACAGGCACGAAGAAAGUAUUCCACACAGUGUCCUCUGUUUAUUCAAUAUAUUUGCAGUAUAUUUUCACAUGGCUAUGGCAUCAAAUCACUGUAGUUUGUGCGUCAUGACCCUCGAAAGUAACUGCACCAUCGGUGGUACGCCUGUGAAUACUUUCAUUCACUGGUACCCCUUUUCAGGAAAAUCAGCCAUUAGCUUGUUACUCCUCACUACACUCACUUGCAGCACUCUGUGUGUGCACUCACUGGCGCCCACAAACAUGCAUGCCCAUGUCAAUUUAUCACGGCCGGGAAAAUUACCAAGUUCGUUUUUAUUUAUUGUGCGGUUAAUUGACUUAUUGAUUAUUGCGAUGGGCCUAGCUGAUACACAUUAAAUUUAUAUUUAUCAUAUAUCUACAAACAUAUCCCUAUUCCCUGCUCCUAUAUGUAUAUGGUCUUGAGAUAUUUACGGCGUAUUUAUUCUUCAAUAUUAGCAGAUGUGGUGCAGCUUGUCUAAAAAUGACAUGUAUGGUUAUAAUUAUAUGAUAUGGUAUCGGCAAAUGUUGCUGCUCAAGUGUGACAUUUGUUUUCUAACUGUACAUCUUUGUUUGCACUAACUCGUGAUUGUACAAGCCAAUCCAAAUAUUGUUGAUGGAUUAAAGAUUCUGCAGGAAUCUCCAGUGUUUAUUUUUCUAUUUGAUUUUAUUUAUAAUAAUAUUUUUUAACAGUCCGUUAAGCUUGUAUUUGUUUGUGUAACUCCUGAACAGCUGCACACUAUAAGGUGAAAAUUUGUCCACACAAGACUCCUACUUUGUUGUUUGUGUUAUUUACACAUGCACAUGACACACACACCAAAUGGUAGUGCUUUUUGAGCCCGUAAAUUGGAUUGACUUGAAAUUUUUCACACAGCUGAAUGUGCAAGAUUGGUUGAAAAACAUGGAAACCAUCAAGCAAAACAUCUUUGUCAGGGCAUGGGAGGGAUUUAACCUAAUUCUCCAAAAGUCAUUGAUCAUUUGUCUAAUGAUUACAAUGAGGGUACCUGCAGUACAUGCAUGCUAGCAUGUCUUCCAAAGCAUUUAGACCACAACCUAUAAGGGG